Messenger RNA from Epinephelus lanceolatus (giant grouper), 10896 nucleotides. RefSeq names its product assembly factor for spindle microtubules (gene aspm). Gene Ontology annotation, biological process: establishment of meiotic spindle localization; mitotic cell cycle; spindle organization. NCBI's taxonomy places the organism in Eukaryota, Metazoa, Chordata, Actinopteri, Perciformes, Serranidae. The record is from RefSeq and is a predicted model, not a curated record. Gene Ontology annotation, cellular component: spindle pole. Gene Ontology annotation, molecular function: calmodulin binding.
GCAGAACUCGUGUUAGAGAGCUGCCGACUUUGCUAGCAGCGCACAUGCUACACGCUAGCUGUUUUUACAGAAGACGAACUUUUUAACAUGUAGCUAGCUAAUAGCUUCUGCUAUCUUUUUUAUUUAAAAUGGCUGAAACGUUGCCUCCGACACGGAAAGGAUUCCUGGACUUCAGUCCAAUAAAGAGAGAGGACGUUAACAAGGAGAACGACGUCCCGGUGUUGGUUUUGACCCUGUUUUCAAAGGCUCCCUUUGUGACAUUUGGGACAGUAAAGCUGGGCACCUCCAGGUCAGUUGUUCUGCGUAUUGAGAACCCGAAUGAGGAUGCAGAAGCGGAGGUCAUUGUUGAAAAGAUCCCAUCGAGUAAAGGCUUUUCUGUGGACCACAACACGUUCACGAUCCAGCCUGAGGAUUCAUUCACUCUGACAGUAACCUGGACCCCAACAGAAGAAGGUGGAAUCAGAGAGCUCAUCAUCUUUAGUGCCAAUGGAGUCCUCAAGCACCAGGCUGUGCUGCUGGGUAGAGCAGAGGCACCCAAAAAGAAAAAGAAAAGCUUAUGGGACACAAUCAAAAACAAAAAGGAGGGUGAAAAAGUCGCUGCGCCUAGGAGAAAGAAAACAGAACAACCACUGAAGAUGGCGGCCAACAAAACCUUCCAAGUGUCCCGAAAGCCACAGUACAAACGGGAAAAGCCACGCAGCCCACUUGCUUCUCUCAAUGAAGGCAAAGCUGUCAAAGAGAGGUCCCUCUCCAAGCACAGUCCCAUUGACGAUUACUCCCGGAAAUCAGAGGAGCAGAAGGUCUUGAAUCCCACCCAGAGGCAACGGUCUCUGGGAUUGUUGAACCAGGAGAAUAUCCAUCCUGUUCAGAGGAAUUCUCCUCUUGUCCUACUCGUCCCAGCUGUAAAGCUGAUGGACUCUGGCAACGUGUCUGCGAGCCCAGAUGUCUCGGUGGGCAAACCUGAUAAUCCAGAUCUUACCAAAAUGCUCAACAGGACGCUGUCACCUAUCGGGACACCAGAGAUGUUUAAGAAGCUCAUGCCACGCAUUCAGUCAGAUAACCCACUUUCUGUUCCUGAAAACCCUGUGGCUGAUGUUGAUGAUGCUGACAGUGUCUUAAGUGGAGCCCCUGUUCUCUCUUUGAAAGAUGCUCUCCUUCUCAUUGACUCGGAUCUGAGCCACAUUAUCACCAGUCCUCGAGAGACUAGUUCCAGCUGUGGCUUCUCAGAUUCACUGGAAUCCAAGAGUGGGAAUUAUGGCUAUGGACAUGACAGAGAUGCCAUCAAAGCAUUACAUGACAGCCCACAGGGGUCAGAGCCCAGUGAGCCAAGACUUACUUUCUUUGUCAGCAAAAAGGUUGUUGUGAGUGACGUUGUAGUUUCAGAGGCAGGUGAUGCUACGGAAGGGGUCAAAAAGGCCUCUUUUUCCUCUGCCACAGUGACCAAGGGCAAGGCACCAGUGGAGGCAAACCUUUCCAGUGGCAGGAAAUUAAAAAAGUCAAGGCGAAGGCUAUUGGAGAAAACACUUGAGCUGUCUGACAGCAGCAGUCAGUGUGAGUCUGGACCAGGCACUCCAAACCUUCCUGUUAUAGACGUUGACAGAGACACCCGGGGACGGCUAAAUUCUGAGGCUGCCAGCUCCCUGUGUGACAAUGGACACCGAGCCCAGGAGUUAAACCCCUCCAGUCUGACUCCAGGGCUCGACAGCUCACCUGCACCCAUCACCUUCCCCAUCACCUCCCCUCCAUCUAUGGCACCUACUUGCUUCUCUUUCUCAGGCCCUUCUCCAUCUCCUGUAACCCCCACUUCCAUUGCUUUUACUGUCACCUCGCCAUCGCCCUUGGGCUCAUCUUCUCCUCUCCACCACAGCCUCACACCUCGCAUUUCUCCAACUGUUUCGGCCCCUCAGUCGGUUCAGGAGGACUUGUUUCCGGUUCACAUGGCAGUGAAGAGCAAGAAGAGGAAGAGUGAGGAGUAUUUGAGAAGUGAUGAGAAGACCGAGGAUGCUGGGAAAACUGAGCAUGUCAAAAGGAGCAGGGUGGUAGCUGGAAAACCUGGGCCCCCAAGAUCAGUCCAGGAGAGGAGAAGUGUGUCCCAGAGGCAACAGCCGAGAACAGCAGGCUCUGUGCGAUUAAUGAACACAUCUCUAAAGACUGCGAGGUCUGUUGUUCCUGCUCAGGCAAAGCAGUCAAGCUCCAAACUCACCUCACGAGGUGUGCAGCCUCUGAAGUCAUCUGUUACUUCAUCAGCGAAGACAAAAGUUGUUGCUGUUGCACAGUCAAAGCUGACCUUUAUUAAACCGUUGCAAACAGCCAUACCGAGACACCCGAUGCCGUUUGCUGCUAAGAACAUGUUCUAUGAUGAGAGGUGGAUUGAGAAGCAGGAGCGAGGAUUCACGUGGUGGAUCAACUACGUCCUCACCCCAGAUGACUUUAAAGUUAACACUGAAGUCGCUAAAGUGAGUGCUGUGUCCCUUGUCAUGGGCAGCGAUGACAAGUACAGCGUGCCUAAAGCUCCCACCAAAGAGGAGAUGUCUUUCAGCACCUACACGGCCCGACGCAAGCUAAACCGCCUUCGUCGUUCAGCCUGUCAGCUGUUCACAUCGGAGGCCAUGGUCAAGGCUAUUCAGAGGCUGGAACUGGAGGUCGAGGCCAAGAGGCUGCUCGUCCGAAAAGACCGCCAUCUUUGGAAGGACAUUGGUGAACGCCGAAAAGUCCUCGACUGGCUCCUGUCGUACAAUCCACUGUGGUUACGGGUUGGGCUCGAGACGAUCUUCGGGGAGUUGAUCUCACUGGAGAGCAACAGCGACGUCUUGGGUCUGGCUAUGUUCAUCCUCCAGCGGCUGCUCUGGAACCCCGACAUCGCUGCUCAGUUCAGACACUCCAAAGUGCCCCACCUUUACAAAGACGGCCAUGAGGAGGCACUGUCCCGCUUUACUCUGAAGAAGCUGCUCCUGCUGGUGUGUUUCCUGGACAAAGCCAAAGAGUCCCGGCUGAUUGAACACAACCCCUGUCUGUUCUGCCUGGACGCAGAGUUCAAGACGAGUAAAGACCUUCUCCUGGCUUUCUCCAGGGACUUCCUGAGUGGAGAGGGGAUCCUCCCCCGGCACCUCGGCUACCUGGGGUUACCUGUCUCCCACGUUCAGACGCCCCUGGACGAGUUCAACUUCGCUGUGAAGAAUUUGGCAGUCGAUUUGAAAUGCGGCAUUCGUCUAGUGCGUGUGAUGGAGCUCCUCAUCCAGGACUGGAGUUUGUCGGCCAAGCUCCGUCUGCCAGCCAUCAGCCGCCUGCAGAAGGUCCACAAUGUCGACAUUGCUUUGCAAGUGCUCAAACGCAAAGGGGUUGACCUUAAGGAUGAAAACGGCUCUAACAUUGAUUCCAGAGACAUUGUGGACGGACACAGAGAAAAGACACUGAGCCUCUUGUGGAAAAUCAUCUUCGCCUUUCAUGUGGAGGUGAUUUUGGAUGCGGAUCAGCUGAGGGAGGAAAUUGGCUUCCUGAAGAAAACCUCAAGGACCAAACGGAGGCUAGCAUCUCUGAGGGCUGAUCGGGGCCCUCAGCCGAGUCCUGCAAAGACAAGGGCGCCGUAUGAACACAGCAGCACUAAGAUCACCCUGCUGAUGGACUGGGUCCGAGCUGUGUGUGACUUCUACAAUCUGAGGGUGGAGAACUUCACUGUGGCAUUCUCGGAUGGCCGCGUCCUCUGCUACCUUAUCCACCACUACCACCCCAGUCUCCUGCCAGAGGAGGCUGUCAGUCACAGCACCACCCAGACUGUCGAGUGCUCACCGAGGGGUCGCCUGGAGCUCAACUGCUCAGCCAGCGACUCCGACAACUCCUUUGACUCCUUGCCGACAGGCCUGAAUGGCCCAGAUUCUCCAUCAGUGGAAUUUAAAGAGCUGCUGGAGAAUGAGAAAAACAACUUUAGACUGGUCAACACUGCUGUGUCUUACCUGGGAGGAGUUCCUGCUAUGAUCAGCCCAGCUGACAUGUCCAACACCAUCCCCAAUGAGAAGGUUGUGAUGUCUUACCUGUCCUUCCUGUGUGCUCGUCUUCUGGACCUGCGGAACGAAACCCGAGCAGCUCGGGUCAUACAGGGCGCCUGGAGGAAAUACAGAUUAAAGAAAGAUCUGCAGCUCUACAAGGAAAGAAACAUGGCUGCUGUGAAAAUCCAGUUAGUUGUGAGGAGUUUUCUCCAGAGGCGCAGAGCUAAGAGGCAGAAUCAAGCUGCUGUUGUCAUCCAGUCAGUGUGGAGGGGUUACACAGCACGCAACAGGCUGAGGCUAAAGAAACAGGCUCAACUUAGGGCUCUGCAACAUGAAGCAGCAACUGUCAUCCAGGCUCAGUGGAGGAUGUUUUCGGCCAUGAGGGCUUACCAACGCCUCAGGUACUACGCCAUUGUUGUCCAAGCACAAUGGCGAAUGAGGAGGGCCGCCUCCGCUUAUGGAAGAAUCUACUGGGCAGCAACUGUCAUUCAGAGGCACUCGCGAGCAUGGGCUCUGGCAAGAAGAGAUCGGGAACAUUAUCUUUCCCUUAAAGCUGCAACGGUGAAAAUACAAAGCGGGUACAGAAGAUGGAAAACCCAGAAAACAGAGAAGGAAAACCGUGCUGCAAGAGUGAUACAAGCCGUGCUCAAGAAAUGGUACAAGGAAAAAAUGGUUGAAAAAAUUGCUGCUGCUGUGAAGAUUCAGUCUUGGUAUAGAAUGCAGAGGUGUCUCCACCAAUACAGGAAGAUUAAGAGAAGCACUGUGCUGAUUCAAGCCCAGUACAGAGGUCAUGCACAGAGGCGCUGGUUUCAGAUAUUAAAGCUGCAGCACCGCUCAGCUGUUGUCAUUCAGAGGGCCUUCAGAGGGCAUGCUGUCAGACAACAGGUGGUGAAGAUGAGAUGUGCUGCAGUCAUAAUCCAGCGCUGGUACAGGGCCUCUGUGAAAAGAGACAUGGAAAGGCAAAUGUUUGUGAGGAUGAAAUGUGCCGCCAUUACCAUACAGGCAGCUUAUCGUGGAAAAGUGGCCCGGGAGUUGCUGAAAAAACAGCACGAGGCAGCAACCAUAAUCCAGGCAGCUUUCAGGAAGUACACUGCCCAAAGGCGCUACCUUGUCCUGAGAAAAGCUGCAGCUGUGAUACAGCAAAAGUACAGAGCCACAAUUUUGGCUCGUAAGACAAAGAAGGAUUAUGUUGCUCUUAGGAGUGCUGCACUUGCCAUCCAAGCAAACUGGAGAGGCAGGGCUGUCAGGAAGAGAAUAGAGAAGCAGCAUCAGUGUGCAACAUUGAUACAGGCUUACUACCGUCGGCACAAAGCGCAAGCAGAAUACAGGUCUAAGAGGGCCUGCGCCUUGACCAUACAAUGUCACUACAGAGCUUUUGUGGCUGGAAAAGAGACGAGGAAAGCAUACCUCCACAUGAGAACAGCUUGUGUUACAGUCCAAGCUGGAUUCAGAGGCAUGAGAGUUAGGACAGAGCUGAAGAAAAAGCACCAGGCAGCGACUGUCAUUCAGUCAUCAGUCAGGAUGUUUUUAUGCAGGAAACGGUAUUUCCUCUUACAAAGUGCAGCAAUUAUCAUCCAAAGCCGAUACAGAGCUCUCCUUGUUUGCAGGGCGCAGCAAAAUGAAUACAAAGAGCUAAAGCAGGCCACCAUAAAGAUACAAGCUGUCUACCGGGGAUUUAGAGCGAGAGAAGACCUAAAGAAGAGGCACAACGCUGCCACAGCAAUCCAAGCUCAGUUCAGGAUGCACAGAAUGCGUAUGGCUUACCUUGCCACCAAGUGUGCUGCCAUCAUUGUUCAGGAAUGCUACAGGGCAAAAAUGCUCAGGGAUCAACAGAUGCAGAGGUACAGGACAAUGAAAUCCGCAGCUUUAGUCAUCCAGGCAGCAUAUCGUGGCCACAGGGCCAGGAGCAAGAUUGCAGAGAUGCACCGAGCUGCUACAGUCAUUCAGAGAAAGUUUCUCACAUUUCGGGAUAGAAGGAGAUUCCUAGCAAUCAGAGCAGCAGUUUGGGUUUGUCAGCAGAGGUACAGAGCAGUGACCCUGGCAAGAAAAGAUCGUUUCGACUAUUUGUCAAAGCGCAAGGCAGUCAUCUGUUUGCAGGCGGCCUACAGAGGAGGUAGGGUCAGAAAGCAGUUGCGCAUCCAGCACGUGGCAGCUGUAAUAAUCCAGUCUCACUUCCGAAAGUACCAGCAGAGAACCUACUACAAGACUCUCCACAGGGCUGUCAGUGUUUUGCAAGCCCGUUACAGAGCCAACAAGAAAAUGAGAGAGCAGAUGCAAGCCCUGAGUGCCAAGAGAAAUGCUGCUGUUGUCUUACAAGCUGCCUUCCGUGGAAUGAAAUCCAGACGAAUCGUCAAACAAAGGCAUCAAGCUGCCGGUGUUAUCCAGAGAGCUUACAGAGCUCACUGUGAGCGCAAACAGUAUCUUACCUUGAAAUCCUCCAUCCUCAACAUUCAGCGGAGGUAUCGUGCCACUGUAGCAGCAAAGGAACAAAUGAAACAAUACCUGCAAAUUCGCAAAGCAGCAGUCAUCCUUCAGGCAGCAUACAGAGGUCAGCAGGUCAGAAAAGAGGUUGCUCGUUGGCACCAGGCUGCCACUGUUGUACAGUCUGCAUUCAGAAAGCACAGAGAGGAAGUGAAAUUCCAGGCCAUACGUCUAGCUGCCAUUAUCAUCCAGAGGCACUAUCGCUCCUGUAUUCUUCAGAGGCAAGAAAGGGGAAAGUUCCUAAAAGCCAGACAUUCUGCUACUGUUCUUCAGGCAGCUUUCAGAGGCCAUUGUGUGCGGAGCAGCAUCGCCAAGAUGCACAGGGCAGCUACUGUCAUUCAAGCAAACUUCAAGAGGCAUAAACAGCAGUCAGCCUUUAGGAGACAGCUCCGGGCAGCAUGUGUUCUACAGCAGAGGUUUAGAGCUCAGAGACAGCGAAACAUUGAGGUAAAACUUUAUCAACGGCGCAGAAAAGCAGCCAUCGUGUUACAGGCUGCAUAUCGUGGAAUGAAAACAAGGCAGAACAUCAAACAAAGGCAUCAGGCUGCUAGUGUUAUCCAGAGAGCUUACAGAGCUCACUGUGAGCGCAAACAGUAUAUUAACUUGAAAUACGCCGUCCUCAACAUUCAGCGGAGGUAUCGUGCUACUGUAACAGCAAAGGAACAAAUGAAACAAUACCUGCAAAUUUGCAAAGCAGCAGUCAUCCUUCAGGCAGCAUACAGAGGUCAGCAGGUCAGAAAAGAGGUUGCUCGUUGGCACCAGGCUGCCACUGUUGUACAGUCUGCAUUCAGAAAGCACAGAGAGGAAGUGAAAUUUCAGGCCAUGCGUCUAGCUGCCAUUAUCAUCCAGAGACACUAUCGCUCCUGUAUUCUUCAGCGGGAAGAAAGGAAAAACUUCCUAAAAGCCAGACAUUCUGCCAUUGUUCUUCAGGCAGCUUUCAGAGGCCAUCGUGUGCGGAGCAGCAUCGCCAAGAUGCACAGGGCAGCUACUGUCAUUCAAGCAAACUUCAAGAGGCAUAAACAGCAGUCAGCCUUUAGGAGACAGCGCUGGGCAGCAUGUGUCUUACAGCAGAGGUUUAGAGCUCAGAGACAGAGAGACAUUGAGGUAAAACUUUAUCAACGGCACAGAGAAGCAGCCAUCGUGUUACAGGCUGCAUAUCGUGGAAUGAAAACAAGGCAGAACAUCAAACAAAGGCAUCAGGCUGCUAGUGUUAUCCAGAGAGCUUACAGAGCUCACUGUGAGCGCAAACAGUAUCUUAACUUGAAAUACGCCGUCCUCAACUUUCAGCGGAGGUAUCGUGCCACUGUAACAGCAAAGGAACAAAUGAAACAAUACCUGCAAAUUCGCAAAGCAGCAGUCAUCCUUCAGGCAGCAUACAGAGGUCAGCAGGUCAGAAAAGAGGUUGCUCGUUGGCACCAGGCUGCCACUGUUAUACAGUCUGCAUUCAGAAAGCACAGAGAGGUAGUCAAAUUCCAGGCCAUGCGUUUGUCUGCCAUUAUCAUCCAAAGACGCUAUCGCUCCUAUAUUCUUCAAAGACAUGUCAGAAGAAAGUUUUUAAAAGUAAGACAUUCUGCUAUUGUUCUUCAGGCAGCUUUCAGAGGUCAUCGUGUCCGGAGCAGCAUCGCCAAGAUGCACAGGGCAGCUACUGUCAUUCAAGCAAACUUCAAGAUGCAUAAACAGCAGUCAGCCUUUAGGAGACAGCGCUGGGCAGCAUGUGUCUUACAGCAGAGGUUUAGAGCUCAGAGACAGAGAGACAUUGAGGUAAAACAUUAUCAACAGCGCAGAAAAGCUGCCGUCAUGUUACAGGCUGCAUAUCGUGGAAUGAAAACAAGGCAGAACAUCAAACAAAGGCAUCAGGCUGCUAGUGUUAUCCAGAGAGCUUACAGAACACACUGCAGACACAAGCAGUAUCUGACCUUAAAGUACUCCGUCCUCACCAUUCAGCGGAGGUAUCGUGCCACUGUAGCAGCAAAGGAACACAUGCAAAAAUACCAAAAAAUGCGCAACUCAGCAGUCAUCCUUCAGGCAGCAUACAGAGGUCAGCAGGUCAGAAAAGAGGUUGCUCGUUGGCACCAGGCUGCCACUGUUAUACAGUCUGCAUUCAGAAAGUACAGAGAGGUAGUCAAAUUCCAGGCCAUGCGUCUAGCUGCCAUUAUCAUCCAGAGACACUAUCGCUCCUGUGUUCUUCAGAGGCAAGAAAGGAAAAACUUCCUAAAAGCCAGACAUUCUGCUAUUGUUCUUCAGGCAGUUUUCAGAGGCCAUCGUGUGCGAAGCAGCAUCGCCAAGAUGCACAGGGCAGCUACUGUCAUUCAAGCAAACUUCAAGAGGCAUAAACAGCAGUCAGCCUUCAGGAGACAGCACUGGGCAGCCUGUGUCUUACAGCAGAGGUUUAGAGCUCAGAGACAGAGAGACAUUGAGGUAAAACAUUAUCAGGAGUUAAAAAAAGCUGUCAUUAAUCUACAAGCUGCCUUCCGUGGAAUGAAAUCCAGAAGAGUCCUCAAACAAAGGCAUCAUGCUGCCAGUGUUGUUCAGAGAGCUUACAGAGGCUACUGCGAACGCAAGGAGUAUCUGAAAUUGAAAUUGUAUGUCCUUAUCAUUCAGCAAAAAUAUCGGGCUUCUGUUGCAGCUAAAGCACAAAGAACUCAAUACCUGGAAAAACGCAGUGCCGCUGUCGUCCUUCAGGCAGCAUACAGAGGCCAGCAGGUCAGAAAGGAGGUUGCCCGUCAGCACCAGGCUGCAACUGUUAUACAGUCAGCAUUCAGAAAGUACAGAGAGGAAGUCAAAUUCCAGGCCAUGCGUCUGUCCGCCAUUAUCAUCCAAAGACGCUAUCGCUCCUGUAUUCUUCAGAGGCAAGAAAGAGAAAAGUUCCUCAAACUGAAGCGAUCCACCAUCACCAUUCAGGCAGCGUUGAGAGGCUGGGGUGUCAGGAGGAACAUUAGGCGACAAAACCGAGCCGCCAUUGUGAUCCAAUCGUGCUGGAGAUCCUCAGUGCAGAGGCGUAUCUUCCAACGAAAGAGGGAGGCAGCUGUGAAACUUCAGCGGAGGGUCCGGGCAGUGCAGUUUAGCAGAUUGGAGAGGAACAACUACCUCCAAAUGAAAAAGGCUGCCAUCACUCUUCAGACGCACUGUCGAGCCUGGAUUGCAAGACGACAGGUACUAGAGAGCGCCAAAGCAGAGAGGAGGCUCCGUUUUACAUCUGCGGUCUUCCACCAUCUCAGUGCCAUGAAGAUCCAACGAGCUCUGAGAGCCCACUGGGCUUUGGAGUCAGCCAAAAGACAAAUCCAUUCUGUCAUCACCAUACAGCGAUGGGUGAGAGCGAGGCAGCAGAGGAGACGUUAUCUAGAGGACAGGAGGAAGGUGGUUAUAGUUCAGAGAGCGGUCAAGCGCUUGUUAGCUCGUCGCCACAAGGCCGCGUCCGUCAUCCAGCAGGCCGUCCGCAAAUUCCUCCUCCACGGGCGCCAGAAGAGGGUUCAGCGUGGCAUCAUCAAAGCUCAGGCUCUGUGGAGAGGACACCGCUCCCGCCGACUGAACGACAAUCCCAAAGUGGUGAAGUUGAGACACAAUUUGCGCAAAGUCUCCGCCAGCGUCCGAGAGGAGGACAAACUUUGCAACAAGACAUCGUCUGCCCUGGACUACCUCCUUCGAUACAAACACUUCUCCUACAUCCUAGAGGCCCUGAAAAACUUGGAGACCGCCACCAGGCUGUCCCCAGAGUGCUGUGAGCGACUGGUAGAGAGCGGAGCCACCAACGUCAUCUUCACACUCAUCCGCUGCUGCAACAGGAGUGUCCCCUGCAUGGACGUCAUCACCUACUCCAUCCAGAUCCUCCUCAACCUCUCCAAGUAUCACAAGACCAUCGAGGCGGUGUAUUCGGUGGAAAACUCUGUGGAGACGCUUUUAGACCUCCUGCAGCGGUACCGGGAGAAGGCAGGGGAUAAAGUGGCAGAAAAGGGCGGCAGUAUCUUCACCAAGGCCUGCUUCCUUCUGGCUCUCCUCCUGCAAGACCAGCACCGUGCUGUGGAGGUUAUGAAGCUUCCCAAGCUCUUGGAUAGGAUACGCAGUAUUUACCGCCUCACCGCUCGCAAACAGAAGAUGGACGCUGAGAGAACUGUGAUGAAACAGAAGAUGAACGCAUCACUGAAUGGGAGCUUCUUCGUUCAGGCAACGCCUCGCAAAUCUCGCCCUGUGCCAAAAUUUGCACCGGACUGGGUACUCAGAAAGGACAAACUCAAAGAUAUUGUGGAUCCUCUCAGAGCCAUUCAGAUGGUGGCACACACUCUGUCAAUUGUAUUGUAAAUAGACUUUUGCAUCUUGUUUCAUCAUCUCAUUUUUUUUCAACUUCAGAAAAUAUUGUUUUAUGUAUUGUUUUAGCUUUUUAUUCCCAUUUCCAUAUUUCCCUUGUAUAUAUUAAAAUGGAUUUGUUUCUUAAACA